UUCAGUGAAGCUCCUCCCACUACAAACACACCUUCAGUGAAGCUCAUCCCACAACAAUCACACUUUCAGUGAAGCUCCUCCCACAACAAUCACACUUUCAGUGAAGCUCCUCCCACAACAAUCACAUCUUCAGUGAAGCUCCUCCCACAACAAUCACACCAUCAGUGAAGCUCCUCCCACUGCAGUUCAUCAAUAAAUGCUGGAAUAUUCCCAUCAGUCUACAAGUGAAGACCAGCAUCAAAGCAUCAGGAAGAAGUGAAAUCUGCAGAGACAGAGUUUAUUGAAGAACAGAGAGAACAUGAGAGAUCCAGAACCCUGCAGAACCAAACACACUGAAGAACAAGCAGCCCUGCUGGAGGAGAGUGAAGAACGGAAAUAUCAUGAUGUCAAAAGUAGAGAAAAAACUUGCUCACAGACUGAAUCAGAUUCUUUACUGAAAAGUAGAGUCAAGAAAAGUUUCACCUGCACUCAGUGUGGAAAGAGUUUGAUGAGCAAACAGAGUCUCAUGUUUCACACGAGGAUCCACACUGGAGAGAAACCAUACACAUGUGAUCAGUGCGGGAAGAGUUUCACAUACAAACGGACUAUCAUUGAUCACAUGAGGAUCCACACUGGAGAGAAACCGUUCACAUGUGAUCAGUGUGGAAAGAGAUUCACAUGCAAACGGACUAUAAGUGUUCACAUGAGGAUCCACACUAGAGAGAAACCGUUCACAUGCGAACAGUGCGGGAAGAGUUUCACUCAAUCAUCAAACCUUAAGAACCACAUGAACAUCCACACUGGAGAGAAACUGCAUGAAUGUGAGCAAUGCGGAAAAACAUUUGCAAGGGCUUCAAGCCUGAAGGAGCACCUUAUAGCUCAUUCAAAAGAAAAACCACAUGCAUGUUCUUUAUGUGGAAAGAGUUUUUCACAACUGCAGCAUUUAAAAGUUCAUCAGAAGAGACACACUGGUGUGAGAGAAUAUAUGUGUUUUGAGUGUGAGAAGAUUUUUAUUACGGAUACAGAAUUGAAGCAACACCAGAGGAUCCACACUGGAGAGAAACCUUACAAGUGUUCACACUGCGACAAGAGAUUCAUUCGGUUAGGACAUCUGAAAUCACAUGAGAGGAUCCACUCUAGAGAGAAACCUUACAUGUGUUCACACUGCGACAAGACAUUCAGCCGGUCAGAUACCCUGAAAAGACAUGAGAGGACUCACAUUCUAGAAAAAACAUAUCCCAUGCAUGUGGGAAGAGUUUCAGUCAUUCAUCAGCAUUAUUGAAUCAUACAAACAACAAUCACAGUAAGUUCAAUUCACAUUUCUUUGUAUAGCAAUUUUCACAAUGCAAAUCAUUGAAAAGCAUUAGUAAAUAAUAGUUACCUCGGGAUGCCUAUCACAUGGACGAAACAGUGAAGCAGUUCAUGCUUUCAUGCAAUUGUAAAAUAUGUUACAUAGUUUUACAGGGUCAUUUCUAAAUAGUUUUUAUCUGUAAGAGCCAAUGAAGUAAACCAAUAAAGUAAGAGCAGUGAAGAGCUAACGUUAGCAUCAAGCGACAUAACAAUUUAUGACAUAAUUAGUACA
Carassius carassius (crucian carp) is the source of this 1561-nucleotide messenger RNA. RefSeq names its product gastrula zinc finger protein XlCGF8.2DB-like. The transcript is spliced from 2 exons. Gene Ontology annotation, biological process: regulation of cytokine production; negative regulation of transcription by RNA polymerase II; regulation of immune system process. Lineage: Eukaryota; Metazoa; Chordata; Actinopteri; Cypriniformes; Cyprinidae. The coding region runs from base 299 to 1261 and encodes 320 amino acids. The record is from RefSeq and is a predicted model, not a curated record.